Ornithodoros turicata is the source of this 5379-nucleotide messenger RNA. RefSeq names its product zinc finger protein Xfin-like. The transcript has 6 exons. Gene Ontology annotation, molecular function: RNA polymerase II cis-regulatory region sequence-specific DNA binding; DNA-binding transcription activator activity, RNA polymerase II-specific; chromatin insulator sequence binding. The record is from RefSeq and is a predicted model, not a curated record. Gene Ontology annotation, biological process: regulation of transcription by RNA polymerase II. The coding region runs from base 1137 to 3410 and encodes 757 amino acids. Gene Ontology annotation, cellular component: chromosome; nucleus. Lineage: Eukaryota; Metazoa; Arthropoda; Arachnida; Ixodida; Argasidae.
UCGCUGUGUCUGCCAUGCCUUGCUUCAGAGCAUCUGUAAGGAUUCAAUCGAGUGAACAGACUGAGGACGAACGCGAUCCAGCGUUUCAACUUGAUACCUUUGGAGAAAUCUCAGUUGAUAAAACAGUCGGCGAAUCCGCGCACGAACAGCUUUCGAAACCGGUUCAUAUCCCUUGGUGGCCUUGGAGCUUGGAGGUCCAGAGAGCUAACGAGUGGCGGGAAAUUCAAAGAGGAGAGCGCGAAAUUCACGGGCACGUGACACAUUCCGCGUAGAGUGACGCCGCCGUUCACAUGUUUUAUCACGUGCCCUUCUCGACGAGUGCCCGCCCCUCGUUAGCUCGUAACCGUUAUGGCCGUGCAAGAGGUUCGAUUCCUGGCGUCAGCACCUCGUUUCCCGAGUUAUUUGAAUCGUUUGGGUGAUUUGGACGGUUUGGAGGUUUGGAUGAGGAGGCAGAGUGGAGAGAGAAACGAUGUUGUCUGGUCCUUCUCUCUCAGGCGCCAUGGCCCCGUGGACGUGACCUUGCCGCGCUAGCGUAUGAUCGGUAUGAGAAUGUGGACUGCAGAGGCUGCUGUCAGCAAGUUGCAUUGUGCCGGCCGGUGCCAGCCAUCCUAGUCACCGUACCUAUCACGAACCAUUUCCAAGUGGACCUCACUCUUAAUCUGCUGUUAACUAAAUCGUAACUAAAUCGCGUUAUAUGGAACCGUAAAUGCGAACACAUCGAGCUACAUCCCUUCAAUUAAGUAGCUUUAUCUCUUUUUGGGUGAGGGAAAUUGAGGAAGUUGAAACGCACGUUCGUUUGACAUAGCAAUCUCGCGUGAUUGUGCUGGUAUUUUUUGCCAUGCACUGCGUAUCUUUGAAAACAGAUGAGAACCAUGCACAUUCUCUGAGAGUGCGAGAUUUCGUGUAUGCAAUUAGUGUGCACGAAACUUUUAGAGCACUAAAGUGGCGGCGCUAGCUCCGCGCAAACUAGGGAGCCGGCGCUCCUUUCGCUUCCCACCUCCAACAAGGGAGAAAGAACCGGUUCCGAUAGCUCUUCGCGCGAGUUUCGCCGAUUGUUUUAUCAACUGAGAUUUCUCCUGCUGAAUCGCGUUCGUCCUCAGUCCGUUCACUCGACCGAAGCCUCUCUGAAGCAAGACAUGGCAGCCACAGCGAGUUGUUGUUCGGAGGAAGAAAAGGAACAACUGCACGAGUGCGUCGUAUGUCCACAGUGGUUCAACGAUUACAAAAGCUAUUACAAGCAUCUCAAGUCACACGAACCAAAACCGUCCGAUCCUCGACUUGUCUCGGACGAAGCACGACUUCCGGAUGGGACCUACCGGUGUCUCGUCUGCAACAAAGAAUGUGGGAAAAAACGAUACAUGCUCAGAGUACACAUGAGAGCACACUUGUCUGGCAAGCCCUUCCGGUGCCCCAAAUGUCCCAGAACUGUGAAGAGUGCACAGUCUUUCGUGCAGCACAUGAAGAGACAACACAGCAAAGGGCAUCGCUGCAAGAUCUGUGGCAAGCAAUUCAGUUCCGCUGGCUCGUGCAAGCACCAUUUGAAGAAGCGGCACAACCGCAAAGAACGCUGUGAAGUCUGUUUCAAGAUAGUCCACAAUAGCUACUUGGAAAGACAUUAUUUCUUACACACCAAGGAAGUGUCUUUCGAGUGCGUACUUUGCUCGGAGAAGUUCAUCCUUCACGAGUAUGCUACCAAACACUUAAGGAAGGAUCAUCCUGAAGUGGAGGACCCUAACGUCUUCAUUCAGAAGUGUAGGCAAACCGAAAUAAACGAUGUCGAUGAGAACGAAGAACAACAUGGAACUUGUCACAUCUGCAAGGCGACUUUUCUGACACACCGAGAGUACGUGGUGCACGUUACCCUUGGUCACCUGACAUCGUCGCUGCAGGAUGACGUCGUCAGCAAAGGCACAAAACGCCCAGGCAUCUUCGCUGGCAAACUUGGAACAUGCAGGAAACCAUGUGUCGAUCCAAGCCAUGAAAUUCCUUUGGACAAACAGCCACUCUACAAGUGUGUCGUCUGUCCGGACGCAUUCAUUAAACCAUCUGACUUCCUGGAGCACCUCUCUGGGCAUGCCCCGGAACCCAAAGACCCUCGUUUGCUUUCCGAAGCUCGUCUUCCAAACGGACACCACCAGUGUCUCAUCUGCGGUGCAACAAUGCCCUUUGCAUGCCAGCUAAGACGACACAUUAUGGGGCACUCUUCCAAAGAACUGUUCCCAUGUCCACUGUGCAGUAAGCGUUUCAAAGCACCGUACGCUUUCCUCCAUCAUCUGGAAAAACAUUCGACUGGAAGGAAAUUGCAUCAUUGUACAAUUUGCAAGAGGGGUUUCCUGACAAAAUUCUACCUGUCCACUCACGCAAAGGUGGCUCACAGCAAGGACAGAAACAAGACACGUUGCGAGGUGUGCUUCAUGGUGAUAGCCAGACAAGAUGAGCUGCGACACUAUUACAAGCACACGGGUGAGAACUUGUGUGCAUGCAUCAUAUGUGGCAAGCAGUUGAGUAACAGAACUAUAGCGAUUAGUCACGUGAAAAGAUUCCAUCCCGAGGUGGAACAUCCUGUAAAGUCUAUUCGUCGCUACAAGGAAUCCCCAAGUAUCGAGAAAGAAUUUCGGAAGAAGCAGGACAAAAGAAAGAAGGACAGGAAAUGUGAUAUCUGCUUGAUAGAGUGCAGGAGUCGCACAGACUAUGUGGUACAUACUAUCAUGGGACAUGGCACCAGGCCUAAUCUGGAGGAUAGUGCAAGUGAUGGCGUUGUCAACGGACGACGAGGUCCACACAGCUCUGAUGGCGCAUCUGGUAGCAGCAUUGUGAACCCUUACAAAUGUGUUGUCUGUCCUGAUAGCUUCGUUUCCACAACAGAGAUCAUCAAGCACUUGCGUGGACAUGAUGAGAAGCCCGAGGAUCCUCGUGUGUUAUUGGAAGCCGAGCUUUCUGAUGGGAGGUACCAGUGCAAGAUCUGUAAGCACAUAAGCAAAACGAAACACGAUUUUGCUGUCCAUUUCAACUCCCACACCAAAGCAAGAAAAUUUCAAUGCCCCAGGUGCCCUGUAAUGCUAAAGUCUUCAGUUACUUUCUUUGAACACUUGGAGCAGCACCGACAAAACCGUGGGGGACAUAGCUGCACUGUUUGCGGUAAGCAGUUUGUUUCAGAAAAGAGGGCUAAAGCUCACAAAAGGCUGGCACAUUCUGGAAGAAGUCGUGAACGUUGUGAGGUCUGUUUCAAGAGUAUCUCGGCUGCCUUUAUACGCAACCAUUACUACACGCACACCAGAGAACGAGAGUACCAAUGUACAGUGUGCCAGAAAGCAUAUCCUGGCAGGACCAAUGCAGUCACACAUGUGAAGAGGGUGCAUUGUGACCUGGGAACACCCGGGUGCUUUGUACGUAUGGUGAGGAAGCUGUGAAAGAGAGUAAAAUUCAGACGCAGACGUGGCCCAUGUGCUGAAAAAAAGGAAUGUGGAAGCAAUGUGUGAGGAAGUGCAGAAACGAAUGAGAAAGUGCAAAGACGAUUUGUUCGAAUACAUUAUAGGUACAGCUCGCCUCAGGGUUAGCUUGAACGCCAUCGCGGGCUGCAGACUCUGGUGGUGCUUAGUAGAAGUAAUGGUGGUGGUGGGGGGGUGACCCUUAUUACGACGGUGCCGCCAGGGGAGCUCUCUUGCCGCUUAGCAGGCUGGAGCGAUGUUCAACUUAACUUUGACACGAGUCGUACAUUUACAGUAGUGUGUUCUAUGACUAUGGAAUUUUAAAUAUGAGUAUGCUGUACUCGAGCAAGGGCGUCUCACGAUGUUCCAUUCAUGGUAUGUUCAUGGUACGAUAUGUGGUUCAUGGUUUCAUGGCACGUGUGUUAUUUCAUGGUAUGUUAAACUGUAUAGAGUUGUCAGUAUCUAUUGUAUCCUGUGUCCCUUUCAAAUCAUUUCAUAAUUCUUCCCUAUUUCAUGUCGAAAGUUCGUUCACACCUCUCUCCUAUCUGGCGAAUUAUGGUCACAAAGUUUGCAGUGAUGUGCAAUAACUACUCUCAUAGUUAAACUACAACUACCAACUUCUUGUUUAAAAAGUAAUUGCAACUACUAACCCACCAAUGUUUAGAUGAAGUAGUUAAAAACUACAACAAAGUAGUUUGAAGUACUUUUCCAACUGUAUUUGCACAACAUAGCCUAAUAGACUUGCACUGAAUUUAUGUCUGGCUGAAUGUCUUGCUGAUGAUAUCUUUCAUCCCACUGUAGAGCUUGCCUCAGCCCUCUCCUCAAUUUUUUCAGAAGUCAUUAACGUUAAUUCAUUACUUGACCCAAUCUACGAACAUUUAUAAUGGAGGUUAUUCAUGUACCUUUCGUCAAAUAUUUUACUAGAUUGUACGGUAUUCAUGAUAGAGGUUCCAAAACUGUGACAAACCCACAUAGUGCUUCUCGCAUCAAGCGGAUUAACUUUGACUUGACGUCUUUUUUCGUAUGGUUUCUAAAGAGUACCUAUUGAGACAUAUUAAAGUGAUUAAUAGAAACUAGCUAUUAAUGGGGUUUAGUAGAAAAAGUACUCUAAAAAAAUGCAUGAUGCAGGAAGUUGUCAAAACCAAGCUCGAGAAUGUGAUGCGAGGUAUUUAAAAGAAUAACAAAUGAAUGAAAAACAGUAUGAUGCCACGCUUCGAAGCUAUUAUCAUGAAUACCGAUAAAGUACCCCCAUUAAUUGUACUAUAUGGGUCCUGUGUUUAUGCACUUAAGAAAACAUUGCCUUAUUAUAACUGUUUGGAGUACUCUAUAGCUAAAUGCAGAUGUGAAACCAUUGUACAGUUACAAUAAAAAUACAGAUUCUGUUGUAUAUACAAACACACAGAUAUCAAGUCUUUCCAGAGUAAGGAUAAUGAUCAUUUUCAAACAGGACAACGGUAAUCUCAAAUCACCAAACAGUAGAGACUUCUGUGAAAGUUCACUCUACUGAACAUUCUUUCCCAUCAAUAGUGCCUUUGCUGAAGGAGUACAGCAUGGAGGCAUACCGUAGUUAAGUACAGUAAGUUAAGUUAGUUUUGAAUUACUUUUUGUCAAGUAGUUGCAAUUACUGGUCAACUAGCAGUUCAACUAUAUGUAGUCAAACUACUGCCCAUCACUGGCUUGAUGAUUCAGAGUUUAAUGGUGCAGCAGCAAUUAUGGUCACACUGAGACACUUGUCAGCUGUUGAUAUUUUAAAUUAUGACAUAUAUUUGUAGGUUUCAUAACGUUGUUAUGUAUAAUCGUUCCACUUGAUUGUUUGUAAUUGUUUUCUUAUUUUUGUUAUCAUUUUUCAUCAUUUUUGUUUUGUCAUUAUCUGUGCUUUUUCGAGACACCAUUAUAAAUGCUCUACUGUUUAUGGCCUCUAAAAAUAAAUACCGGAAUCUUUGCACCGGCA